Molecule: messenger RNA, 2657 nt
Organism: Paramormyrops kingsleyae
Lineage: Eukaryota; Metazoa; Chordata; Actinopteri; Osteoglossiformes; Mormyridae
Source: RefSeq, a predicted model, not a curated record
GUGGGAUGAUCUGUCGUCUAUAAUGUGCCUGACAUCCACAGACAUAUCUUAUGAGGCAGUACGGGAUACACAUGGACUCAGUCAAAGUCAAUACAGGCUAAAUGACUCAAGAUUUAACGCACUUCACUAUUAACAGUAACACCAAAGAGAAAUAAGGGCUGCGACUGUCGCGUGGGGCAGAAUGAACCUCUUCUUCCUGCAGUUCCUCCUCCUCCUAUACCAGUGCUGCCAGCAGGCCAGCAGCAAUUGUGUAAGUGGAACAAACACGGACCACAAGCCAUUGGUGAGCUGCAUAGAUAUGGGCCUGAGAGACAUACCUUCUACAGUAGAAUGGACCACAGAAGUAUUAAUCUUCAAAAAUAACAGUUUUGCGUCCUUGUCCUGGACUGCCUACACAAACUUUUCCAAGCUCCAUGAGUUGGAUCUCUCCCAGAACCAAGUGUCUGCACUACUAAGGACAUCUGAGUUGGUCCUCCCUACACUGAAGAUCUUAUGGCUCUCCAGCAACAGGCUCCAGGAGCUACCAGCAGAUGCCUUCGCUGCCGCAGCCAGACUUGUUGAGAUCUACUUGGAUGGGAACCAGCUCCAAACUCUGAACAGUGCUGCCUUCAGGGGAUUGACAUAUCUGGAGAUUUUGGAUCUCUCCCAAAACCGAAUCAGGGCUGUGCCUAAGGACCUGCUAUACGUAAUUCCAUCCACUGUCCUCAAGACCUUUGACAUAGAGAACAAUUAUCUUACUAGCUUGCCAAACAAGUUCUUCAGUUCAAAGCCUAAUAUUCCUUAUGUCUACCUAUCCCAGAACCCAUGGGUAUGUAACUGUGAAAUGGAGUAUCUGCAAAGCUGGUUGGAUGAUGAAAGCUUCAAUGUAUACAUCCAUACUGGUCCAGAUUCCAUUUUGAGCGACCCAGAAAGUGUAGUGUGUGACAGUCCAAGCCAUCUGAAAAACAGAUCUAUAAUCAAUCUGGAAAACGGAUAUUGUUCUGAACCUGAAAUUCAAACUGAUAUUACGCCAGUUACUGCAAUACAUGACACAGAAACGGUACUCUCAGAAGAACAUACACUAGCCCAAACAACAAACACAUUAAUUCAAAUGACUGAUAUACAAACAAUGGUAGAGCCUAUAUUAACCACACACUCAACACAUUCAAAAUCAAGAACCUUACCUCCAACAACUGCUAUAGAAGCAAUCGUACAGUCUAUAUCAACCACACACUCAACACAUUCGAAAGCAAGAACAUUACCUCCAACAAUUGCUACAGAAGCAAUAGUACAGCGUAUAUCAACCACAUAUUCAAGACAAACGAAAGUAAACACAUUACCUCCAACAAUUCGUACAGACACAACCGUACAGCCUACAUCAACCACAUACUCAAGACAAACGAAAGUAAACACAUUCCUUCCAAGAACUGGUACAGAAAUAACAGUAGAGCCUACAUUUUUGACCACGACCAUGCUUCCAACUGGGUUCAGUCCUUCAGUCAGGAUGUUUGGGGAACAGGGGCAGAGGAGCAAGCAGAAUGGACCAGUGGUGGUGUACUGCUGGUGGCUGUUUGUGGGAUACUUAUGCCUCUGUAUCCUGCUAGGCCUGUGGCUCUGUGUUGGUUGCUUCUGGAUCCUCCGAAUUUACAUUCGAGUUUACCUGCCGCUUUCCCGUUGGAAGAGGGCAAAAACAGAGCAUCUAAGGCACGAGUUAAAGAGCGUGGAAGGGUCUGCGGAGAACAGAAAGAUUAAGACGGCCGACAGAGCAGAGGACAUCUCGCUGCCAUUGGAAGGGACAGGAGGGGUGCAGGCUGUUUUCCGCUCAAUGCUAUUUGUAUCUGUUAGUGAUGAGGGUGAAUCUGAGGGAGAAAAUGCAGCACUGACAUCUGUGGAGAUGGGCCAGGAGGAUGCAACAGCUGGAGAAGAGGGAGAAACAGGACCUGUGUCUAUUAAAAGACGGGAGAACCAGGACGUUAUCAGGAAGUCAUUGUACAGGGUCGUGAAUCGCGAUGGGGAGCCAUCAGUAUUGAGGCACAUGCAAAGCUAUGAGCUUAGUGACAGAGACCCUGAGAUGAAGCAAGAGUCCAGAGAGCUGAUGACACGGUACAGCUUGAUCCUGAGAGAAGAGCAAGUGGAUGGGAAGCAGGAGGAGAGCAGAGUGGGUAGUAAGGAGAGGAGCUCGAGGAGUGGAGUGACAGCAGGAAAUGAGUGGGUGGUGGGGGAGUGGGAAUGGAAGCCAGGAGAAAGGGGACCAGCGGGACAGUCCAUGAAUGUAGGGGAUCCAAUGGCGCUGAUGCCUCUGAUGGCCACAGGAGUGGACUUUCUACCAGGAAACAUAGACACAUCUGCUGUCGACAGCCAUGAUACAUCAGAAACAUCUGUCUAAACAAAGACUGGCUGCUCCCUAAUCACCCAAUUCCAAGAAAGGCCUAUUAAAGAAGCUCCUGCUCUAUUACUGGAUUAUUAGCUAAUAAUUUUCUUUCAUGUUCAUAACUGCCAAACAUGAAGUAUUUUAUAUUUUACUACUUGUUUAUUUGACUGCUCUUUGCAUUAUAUACAUCAACCAGAGUCUUUUAGGUAACAGCAUUAUACAUACAGUAAAUAAACAUGACUAAUUGUUAUUUGCUAUUUCUCUGUUUCAUUUCAUCAAGUCUAUUAAAAACGCAAAUUUACAAUAA